This is a messenger RNA of Pisolithus orientalis, 3151 nucleotides long. RefSeq lists its product as uncharacterized. The transcript has 6 exons. Gene Ontology annotation, cellular component: nucleus; cytoplasm. The record is from RefSeq and is a predicted model, not a curated record. Bases 101 to 3046 code for a protein of 981 amino acids. NCBI's taxonomy places the organism in Eukaryota, Fungi, Basidiomycota, Agaricomycetes, Boletales, Pisolithaceae. Gene Ontology annotation, molecular function: ubiquitin binding.
GGGGGUCGCGCCGGCGUGCCGUGGGGGGUCGUCUCGUUAUUUUCGAGCGCCACUCUGUCCUUUCAAUUCCGUGCCUUGACACUGCUACUACCACCUUGCCAUGUCUUACAAGUCCUCUGCUUUUCGAAACCAAACGACUGCCUCAGAGCCAGCGGGGGGCAAGUACGGAGCUCAGACAAAACAGCUUCGAGAGAUUUUCCCCGACUACUCUUCAGACGAUCUUCAUUCCAUCUUAGCAGAAGUCGGUGGCGAUCUUGACAUUGCUGUUACUCGAAUCACCGAAGGUCAUGCUGAGCAAUGGGGCUCUGUGAAAAGCAAAAAGGACAAAAAGACGUCUACCGCAGCUCACUCGAAGGACCCUUCCGUCUCUCGUGACCGGACAGAUUCUCGUGGCGGUCGUGGCGGUGGCAGUCGCGGUGGCCGCGGUGGUGCAACACGAGGAGGUUUCUCUCCGCGUGGCGGUCGUGGAUCAGCUCGAGGUGGGCCUGGGGUUAACGGUCAUUCACGCACCCCACGUCCACACACCCCGAAACCGUCCUCACCCGCUCCUGACACCACCGAUAAGGAUUGGACCUCUGCUACUGCUGCCGCUGACGUAGAUCAAUUUGCUGCACAAAUCACGGAGACUCCAGUUGCUCCCAUCGAGGAGCAAGGUUGGGCCGCUGGUGCUCAGAUCUCUUGGGGUGUUUCGCAAGAUACAGUCAAUGCGACAGUAAAGCCCGCGACUUCUGGCCCUCCAAAACCCACAAAGCCAGGCGAUUCUAAGCUCUCUUGGGCUCAAAUAGCAAAACCACAAGAGAAACCUCCCGUUCAGCCGCCUCCACCCGCUCCACCCGCUCCCUCUGCAAUUGAGGUUACGGAAACCACACCGGCACCUCCACCGGACGUGAUCGUCGAAUCCACGCACGAAGGAUGGGAAGAACCCACUACCGUUCAGCCUCCAGUUUGGGACGACGAACCACAGGUCAAACCACCGUCAGACGACGCCUGGACAUCAUCGUUACACCUACAACCAGAACCUCAUCAAGAGGAGCUGUCUGUCCCAACAUCCGAACCGGAACCCGUUCAAUCGACCAUACCACCUUGCGAAACCCCCCAGCUUCCUGAACAACCGGCCGUCGUCCCAACUCCUUCGAAGUCUCCAUCACCCGUUCCGCUCCGAUCGUCGAUCCAUCCCCACCGCAACGCCAGCAAGUACAAGACGACCGACCAAGCUGUCGUUAUGCCUACGUCGAGUCUCGCAUCUGGACUGGACAAGGUUGGCAUGCAGUUCGGCAGUCUGAGCAUUGGAGGUGACAUUAUCGAGUCUUCUCCUAUCGAACCUCCUGUGGAACCCACCCCACCCAAACCAAAAGAAUCACCUCAACGACCAAUCUCAGUUUUACCCCCUGUCCCCCAAUCGCCACACGACAUUGCACCAAGCACAUCUCCGACUCAAACGACCACGACGCUUUCGCCCACAGUGAGCCAACAGGCGUCCGUUCCUCCCCCAGCUCCCGCUCCGGCACUUGCACCUGCACCCGCACCUGCCUCUGCUCCUGCUCCUGCCCCUGCCCCUGCCUCUGCACCCGCACCCGCACCCGCACCCGCCUCCCUGCCAGUUACCUCAUCCGCUUCGACACAGCCUUCUCAGUCUCCUCUCACGACCUCUGUAUCCCACGCAUCGAUAUUGCCGUCUGUGGGUCAAUCAGUGGUGAACACUAACCAUACCUUACCGCAACAUCAACCCCAGCCAUCCACUCAACCACAACAGCCGCCAUCUCAACAACCACUGCAUUCUCUGGCCAUUCCACAUCAGCCCCAGCCCUCGGGACCUCUGUCACAACCGCUGCAGCAAGUUCCGACACAACAUCAAUUCUCGCAUCAUGGCUUCCCUGCGCAUUUCUCUGACCCUGCCGUGCAGCAAUCCGCCCAGACGGCUACGCAGAUCCAGAGUACGCAGCAACAACCUCAGCAACAGGUAUCCGCAACGUACUUCCGGCAGGCUGAGGCUCCUUACUUCCACACUCCAACGCCCCCUGCCAGUGGCCAAGAGUAUGCGAUAGGUGCCUUUGGUGGUCAGAUCGGGCAACAACACCCUGGGCAAGCUUCACACCUCGGCAAUUUCGGGAGUGGUGAUUAUGGAUAUGAGAGCGCAAGGGGAUUUUACGAAUCAUAUGGUCAAUCACCCGGUUUCAGCGGGGGUCGUAAUGUCCUUGGCCAUGAUGAUGUCAAGGGCCUUGCGGGCACCAACCAACUCCCCUCAGCCGGAGUCGGCGUGCUUCCACCUUCCUCCCAAUCGACUCAGCUGCCACCACAAGGCUCGGUCGCACCGCAGCCAUCGGCUGCUCAAGGUCCCCAGCAAUCUUACCCACCGCCUACGAUGCAGCCCUACUAUUACCCAUAUGCUCAGAACCAAUAUUACGGCUCUCCCUACAAUUCGGGUUAUGGUGUUCCACAACCGUUCGUCAAAUAUCCUGCCAUGUACCAACCACCUCCUGCUCAAAGCACUGGUACGGGCAAGCAAACUGGGGUACAACAAGAUCACUACGCCCGCGGACCUUACGGCAACCAGCAUCAACACCAACCAUAUGACGAACUGUACCAACAUCAGCAACACCACGCCCAGGGUGGCCUGACUGGGGAUUACAAACACCCACAGUUGUACAGCAACCAAGGGAUCCAAGGUUUUAUGGGACUCGGCCAAGGUGGCAACGCCCCGUCUGCGCAGACACUUGGGCAACGUGCUGGUGGUGGUUCUCCCGAAGCGCCAUACAAGCCGUAUUCGCAAAAUGUGGGGGCAAAGGAUGGUACACCCGGCGUCGGUGUGGGCGGUGUUGGUCAAAGCCAAGGCGGACGUGGCGGUGGUCAACAGAGUCAUGGCCAAGGCUUUUAUGGUGCUAACCGAUUCGGGUCGUCCGCCGGUGCUGGUGCCCCUCACGGCCAACACCAGCCAGGUGGACAGCAGGGUAGUGGUCCACAGGGACAUAUGAAUGUUGGCUACCCGCAAGGUAAUUCCGAUGGCAACUUUUAUCAGUACCGCCAGCAGGGGGGUUACUGGCAGUGAUUGAUUGAUUAGUGCUUUAUACUACGUCAUAUUUCCACGCAUUGUUGGGUUGUCUCGAUCGACGUGCUCACUCGUACUCAUCUGCUCUUAGCUAGUUGUCUACUC